CAUCGUGCCGUUCGGGUUUGUAGUGUUUUGAUCGUUCGUGUGUACGGUUUGGUUGUUUAAUUUUAAAUACUCGCGGCGCACAGGCAACGAACUCAAGAUCCGUUUUGUCGAUCCAAUUUUAGUUUAUUUGCUUUUGAUGACUGAGUGAAAAAAGGCGUUAUGAGUUUAGCAGCAGCCGUUGAUAUGGCCACAAAUAACACCAACUGGCAGACAGAGGAUCGUGGCGACAUGGAAAAAUUGUUGGCCAUGUUAGUUCUGGGGUUUGGUAGCCUUUUUUCUGGAAUGUUGCCUGCUAUAAUAUCAGCACAUAAUCGACUGCGAUUUCCACUAAUAACCUCGCUGCUGCUAUGCUACGGUGCAGGCAUUUUGCUAGCGACAGCAUUGGUGCAUAUUUUGCCAGAGGUGCGCGAGCAAAUGAACUCAAAGUUUGCAGAAGUUGCCAUGUGUGGCGGUUUUUUCAUAAUUUAUUUCAUUGACGAGUUCAUACACUACUUUUUUGGCGAGGCCAUACAGCAUACGCAUGCACCCACCUCUGCAGCAGGUAGCUCGAACCCAAACCAUGCAUAUGGUGCAAUUGAUGAGCGCUCACCUUUAAUAGGCGCAGAUUCAAUGUCAACUUCGACGCACCAUCAUCACAACGAAAACGGUCACGAUCAAAUUAAUCACCAUCACAAUUAUGCCCCCGUUUCCGGCUGUGACGAUGCCAGCGUGGAGGAUGCAAAUGCCCGCAUUUGCCAUACCAGCCAUACGGAACCCUGUGCGCAAUCCAUGACCGGCACAUUGGGGCUCUUUGUGGCGCUCUCUUUACACUCGGCCAUUGAGGGUUUGGCUAUCGGUGUACAAAACUCGGCCAGCAAGGUGCUCUUUCUGCUCGGCGCUGUUGCGUGUCACAAAUUUGUGAUGGGCUUCUGUCUGGGUCUGGAAUUAUGCUCAUAUCCACGCGCGAGCUUUCGUUCACACUUCAUUGGCAUUUUGGUGUUUGCCCUGGGUGCCGUGUGCGGCAUUGGUGUGGGCAUGCUUAUCGUUGAUAUUCCCGCCGCCUGGUCCAAAACUACGCUGCCCAUAAUACAAGCACUGGCCGGCGGUACUCUCUUCUAUGUGACUGUCUGUGAAGUGAUACCGCGCGAGAAGGCGCGCUGGCACACUAAUUCGACUCGUCGCUGGGCGGGAUUCGCGCAAUUCGCAACAGUCAUUGCUGGUUUUGCGACUAUGUGCAUCAUUAACUUUUAUCUCGCUGAUGACUGAGAAUCUCCAUGGGCGAUGCCCUGUUUUCAACACGUAUCUAUAGCACAAAUGUUCUAAAUGUAAUUGUUGUCUUUUUUUAAUGUAUUAUUAAGUGUCUUAGACCAGAAAUGAUUUUUUACAAAAAAGUGCUCUUUUUAUAAUAUAAUCGGUUUUAACAUUCUUGUGAGUCUGUGAUUAUUGCUUAGCUGCAAAAUAAAAUAAACACCAAUA
This is a messenger RNA of Drosophila virilis, 1455 nucleotides long. RefSeq names its product Zinc/iron regulated transporter-related protein 88E (gene Zip88E). Gene Ontology annotation, cellular component: plasma membrane. Gene Ontology annotation, biological process: zinc ion transmembrane transport. NCBI's taxonomy places the organism in Eukaryota, Metazoa, Arthropoda, Insecta, Diptera, Drosophilidae. Gene Ontology annotation, molecular function: zinc ion transmembrane transporter activity. The record is from RefSeq and is a predicted model, not a curated record.